GCUGAGCAUCUCCACUCCAUAUCCCCAAGCUCAUAAUUCUCCCCAUAGCGACAGGUGGGGAAUGCUGUCCCUUUCCCUCCCUGGAUGCACCUCCCCAGAUGGCUGGCUUUGCAGGUCAACCAAGAGUGCCUCCAAGGCUCGCCGGGACCAGAUCAAUGCAGAGCUGCAGGCAUUGCGUUCCCUGCUGCCCAUCUCCAUGCAGGAGAAGGAGCGGCUCUCCUACCUCCACACCAUGGCCCUGGUGUGCCUCCGGCUGCGGGGGGCUCAGCUGUUCCCUCCAGGCUCAGCUCCUCCUGCGGAACCGGCCCUCGGCACAGAGCUACUCUCCCUGCUCCCGGGGUUUCUGCUUGUGCUAUCGGCCAGUGGAAAGCUGGUCUACAUCUCGGAGAACGUGGCUCAGGUCCUGGGCCUUUCCGUGGUGGAGCUGCUCGCCCAGGGGGACACGGUCUUUGACAUCCUGGAUGGGCAAGCAUAUGAGGAUGUGUACAAGAAGCUCCUCCUCGCCCAGAAGGAGCCUGGCAGGGAAGUCACUUUUGUCAGUGAGAUGUGCACGUCCAAGGCCUUCCGGCUGAAGCACGGAGGGAAUCGGGUCGUGACAGUGUGUGGGCGCUUUGUGGCCCUGAGCUGGCCACCCUCCCCCUCCACCACAGCCUUCCUGGCCCUCUGCUCACCGGUCAUGCAGUCGCCUGCAGAUGGCGAAGCUGGUUCCCAGGAUGACGUAUUCCAGAGCACGCACAUCCUAGACAUGACGUUUAUUGAUGUCACGGAGAGGUGAGGUGUGCCUGCUUGCACCAGAGCUCCAGCUGUACAUCUCAGGCAGCAAGAAUCAUUUCCCUUCACCAAGCCUUGUAUGGGAUGCAGGCUAGAUACUGUGUGAGCACUGAGACUCACAGACCUCUUCCCUCCUUUACAACUUAUUUCUGUA
Messenger RNA from Manacus vitellinus (golden-collared manakin), 925 nucleotides. RefSeq names its product neuronal PAS domain protein 4 (gene NPAS4). Lineage: Eukaryota; Metazoa; Chordata; Aves; Passeriformes; Pipridae. The transcript has 4 exons. The coding region runs from base 62 to 775 and encodes 237 amino acids. The record is from RefSeq and is a predicted model, not a curated record. Gene Ontology annotation, biological process: regulation of transcription by RNA polymerase II. Gene Ontology annotation, molecular function: DNA-binding transcription factor activity, RNA polymerase II-specific; RNA polymerase II transcription regulatory region sequence-specific DNA binding.